AUGUCGCAAGACACCGGACUGUGGAGUGUGCGCAGACCAAGAGAGACCUUAGGAGGCAUCAACUACAACUCAGGCUUACCCCAACCCGCAUCCGCAAUGAAGCGAUCGAAUUCAGGCGCAGGUGCGCCCUUCUCGAAUAGCCAUGCUCGCUCCGUGUCGGGCUCCAGACAGUCUUUGGCCCUAUCACGACCGAGCCAACCAAUGUUCCAGCGCUCCUCUUCUGGAACCAACUUGGCGGAAAUGGGCCUUUCUUCUGUCAAGCGAACGUCGAUCCGCGACAAGUCUUUCGCGCCGACACCGGCCCCGGGACGCGCCUCCACGGACGCAGACAGGAGGAGCAGUGUAUACCGCGCGAGACCUUCAACAAACGGCCCCAUGAGCCAUCAGUCGUUUUUCCAACAAGCACCCCAGCCCGCCGGCGUACCGCGAGACCCUCGCCCUCUAAAAGACAGGUCGUACCAGGCCAGGAUCGGUCAGGAGCUGCUGGACUACCUUGCCCAGAACAAUUUCGAGAUGCAGAUGAAGCACGUGCUAUCCCAGAACAUUAUAAAAUCUCCAACACAGAAGGAUUUCAACUUCAUGUUCCAGUGGCUGUACCGCCGUAUCGACCCAAGCCACAAGUUUCAAAAGAACAUCGACCAAGAGGUACCGCCCAUCCUGAAACAACUGCGGUAUCCCUACGAGCGAAGCAUCACAAAGAGCCAAAUUGCAGCCGUCGGUGGCCAGAAUUGGAGCACCUUCCUGGGUCUUUUGCAUUGGAUGAUGCAACUAGCGCAAAUGCUCGAUGGCUACGCCUGCAAUCGGUACGACGACGCCUGCCUAGAGAGCGGUAUCGACGUCACUGGAGAUCAUAUUAUCUUUGACUUCCUCAGCAAAGCGUACAGGGAUUGGCUUUCCAUGGACGAGGAUGCGGACGACGAGGACGCCAAUCGAGUGCUGGCGCCACAUGUGGAGCGGAUGGCCCAGGCCUUCGAGCAGUCCAAUUCCAAGUACACUUCCGAGCUUGAAAUGCUUGAGGCAGAGAACAGCCGACUACUGCGAGAAAUAGAAGACCUCGAGAAAUCAACCCCUGAUCCUGCAGUCCUCGAUAACCACUUCAGGAUCAUGGAAGAAGACAAGGUCAAAUUCGAGGAGUACAAUGCUCUCGCCAUGCAAAGGUCAGACAAAUACGAAAACCGCAUACAGGUCUUGCAGGAGGAGCUGGACAAGCUCAUGCAAGAGCUGAAGGAAGUCGAGGGCGAGCGCCGAGGCUUGCAAAAAGCUGUGGACGAUCUGGGUAUCAGCAUGCAGGAUAUCGACCGCAUGACUGCUGAACGAGAGCGUCUGCAGAAGGGCAUCGAGUCGGCGGUGCAGAGGCUAGAAGAGGUCAAGAAGAAGGUAGCGGACAAGGAGAUGGAUGCAAGCAGGAAGCUGGACGAGCUGGAGCGAAUGGUUGACAAGUACAACACUCUCGCGUAUCAAAUUGCCCUCAUCCCAGCGACGGCUGUGAACGCCAAGGGUAAGGACUACGAACUGCAAGUCACAGUCAACGACGGGCCAGACUUUAGCUCGUCUCAACUCAAGGGCUCCAGCGGAGCUUCGUCUUCGGAUAGGUUGCUCGCCGACCCCGUGACUGGGUACCAGCCUGCGCACAUUCUCAACCUUGACCUGCGAGGACAGGUGAAGAACAGCUUCCUCGCGCUGAGGAAAGAGAUCUCUGAGCGGAGAAGCAUUGCGAUGGACAUGAUGAUGAAGGAUCAUGACCUGCUUGACGGCAUCAAGGAGGCCAUCGAGGACAAACGAAACGAGGUCGAAGCGCUCGAACAUCGAGUGCGUGCUGCCGAGGAAGAGUAUGAGAAGACCAAGGAGGUCACAACGGCGCAAAAGAUGGCUUCCGACGCCCAAAUCGAGAAGAUGGAAAAGGAGCUUGCAAAGAUGCGGGCUUCGUUAUCCGAAUCAGUGCAACUCAUGGAACAGCGAGAGAUGAACACCAGCAUCGAGUAUGAGCAGCUUGUGCUUCGUGCCAACUCCUUGAGAGAGGAGCUUCACACGGAGAUUGACCGGAUGCUCAACGACGUGAUCAAGUUCAAGAUACAUGUGCAGAAGAACUUGGAAGAGUACGAAGAUUUUGUCACCAACGAAUUGGAGGAUGAAUUGGGCAGCGGCAGUGGGGCCAGGGAUGAUACCCGGAGCAUGGAUAUGUGA
This is a messenger RNA of Colletotrichum siamense, 2184 nucleotides long. It is a transcript of the gene NDC80, whose product is annotated as putative kinetochore protein NDC80. Bases 1 to 2184 code for a protein of 727 amino acids. The record is from RefSeq and is a predicted model, not a curated record. Gene Ontology annotation, biological process: attachment of mitotic spindle microtubules to kinetochore. Lineage: Eukaryota; Fungi; Ascomycota; Sordariomycetes; Glomerellales; Glomerellaceae. The transcript has 4 exons. Gene Ontology annotation, cellular component: Ndc80 complex.